Molecule: messenger RNA, 706 nt
Organism: Ooceraea biroi (clonal raider ant)
Lineage: Eukaryota; Metazoa; Arthropoda; Insecta; Hymenoptera; Formicidae
Product: 60S ribosomal protein L18a
Biological process (GO): translation
Cellular component (GO): ribosome
Molecular function (GO): structural constituent of ribosome
Source: RefSeq, a predicted model, not a curated record
ACUUUUUGCACGGAAGAGGAUUUGCUCUAGGUCCGAUUCCUCGCCGCCAGUGGCGCUGAAAGUUAACCUCUCUUUCUUCAGAGAAUCCGUUGCUACUGCGCGGCACGAUGAAGGCCAAGGGAGACUUGAAGGAAUACGAGGUAGUAGGGCGCAAGCUCCCUACCGAGAAGGAGAAAACCACACCUUUGUAUAAAAUGAGGAUAUUUGCGCCUGACGCUAUUGUGGCCAAGUCCAGGUUUUGGUACUUCUUGCGUCAGUUGAAAAAGUUUAAAAAGUCCACUGGAGAGAUUGUGUCACUCAAACAGAUUCCAGAGAAGACUCCGAUGAAGAUCAAGAAUUUUGGUAUCUGGCUGAGAUACGAUUCCCGAUCCGGAACGCAUAAUAUGUACAGGGAAUAUCGGGAUCUCUCAGUGAGCGGCGCUGUAACGCAGUGCUACAGGGACAUGGGUGCCCGUCAUCGCGCGCGGGCUCACUCGAUACAAAUAAUCAAGGUUGAGAUUGUGAAGGCUGUGAAUUGCCGUAGGCCUCAAGUGAAACAGUUUCACGAUUCCAAGAUCAAGUUCCCGUUGCCUAAACGCAUUCAUCAUAGAAAUCGCAUGCCACUGUUCAGUGUACGAAAGCCACGCACCUACUUCCUUUAGAUACCACGAACAGUGUUUUAUACUUUAACACUGGAAGUGUACAAAAAAUAAAAGAGUAUUCAUGA